Coprinopsis cinerea okayama7#130 is the source of this 3571-nucleotide messenger RNA. RefSeq names its product sodium transport ATPase. The record is from RefSeq and is a predicted model, not a curated record. The coding region runs from base 20 to 3274 and encodes 1084 amino acids. Lineage: Eukaryota; Fungi; Basidiomycota; Agaricomycetes; Agaricales; Psathyrellaceae. Gene Ontology annotation, biological process: calcium ion transmembrane transport; intracellular calcium ion homeostasis. The transcript has 14 exons. Gene Ontology annotation, molecular function: ATP hydrolysis activity; P-type calcium transporter activity; ATP binding. Gene Ontology annotation, cellular component: plasma membrane.
CAUUUGUCCUCCACACAGAAUGGGACUCUUCAAAAAGAAAAAUGGCGUAGAGUUAAAUCGGCGCACGGACACCACCAUCUCAGUGACUAUCCCUGCAGGGACCUCAGACUUCACUUCCGUCUCACCCCUCGCCCACACGCUUACCGUUCAGCAGCUCGUAGAGGAGCUUGGAACUUCAGCAAACCACGGUCUCACAAAUAAUGAGGCCAAUCGUCGCCUCGAAAGUUGCGGAGAAAACGUGCUGCAGGGAAAAGACGGUGUUUCUGCAUGGAGAGUCUUCAUUGGCCAACUGGCAAAUGCUUUAACAAUCGUCUUGGUCGCUGCCAUGGCUCUUAGUUUCGGUGUCAAGGAUUUCAUUGAAGGCGCGGUCAUUGCGGCAGUUAUCGUCUUGAACACAACGGUCGGAUUCUUCCAGGAAUACAGGGCCGAGAAGACGAUGGACUCGCUGCGACAGCUCUCAUCUCCUACUGCUUUUGUUAUCCGUAACGGUGAAGGUGUUGCUAUUCCGGCGAAGAAUGUGGUACCAGGGGAUCUUGUCUCCAUCAAGGUUGGCGAUGUCGUCCCUGCUGAUUUGCGACUUGUGACUGUUUCCAACCUCGAAAUCUCAGAGCAACUCUUGACAGGAGAGUCCGUUCCAGUUUCGAAGAAUGUCAGCACCUACAAUGAGGAUGAGCUGGAUAUUCCUAUCGGCGACCGUCUCAAUUUGUGCUACGCUUCCACUAUAGUCACCAAAGGUCGAGGCACCGGUAUCACUAUUGGAACGGCCAUGAAUACUCAGAUUGGUCGCAUCGCUGAGGCCAUCAGCGGAAAGCAACCAGCAUCUGAUCCCGACGAAGUUGAUGAGCGCCCAUGGCGCGUCCGCGCUUGGGACAAGCUCAAAGGCUGGCUCGGCCUCAAGACCGGUACUCCUCUCCAAAUUAAGCUUUCCAAACUGGCCUACUUGCUCUUCAUCUGCGCUAUCAUCCUCAUUCUCAUCGUCUUCGCCGUUGCCAAGUUCAAGAUCACCAACGAAGUCGUUCUCUAUGGUAUCGCUGCUGCCAUUGCCAUUAUCCCCGAAUCCCUCAUCGCCGUCUUGACCCUCACUAUGGCCGUUGGAACCAGGAAGAUGGCAAAGGAACACGUCAUUGUCCGAAAGCUCGAUGCCCUGGAGAACUUGGGCGGCGUUACCGACAUUUGCAGUGACAAGACUGGUACCCUUACACUCGGGCAAAUGUCCGUCCAAAAGCUUUGGCUUGCCGGAGAUCCAGCAACCUCUUCAGAAUUCACAGCUCCCACUAACCCAGAUCCUUUGGAACCUCGAGGAGAGGUUCGACGCGACAGCGACAACUCUGUGCUUGAUGUCGAUAACCUCCCAACCGCUUUGACCCAGGCCGUCCGUGUCGCGUCCCUUUGCAACGUUGCUACUGUUCAUAAAAACUUGAAGGGACAGUGGAAGUCUACCGGUGAUCCCACUGAAGUUGCACUGCAGGUCUUUGCUGGAAAGCUUAAUCUCGGCCGUCUCGGUCUUACUGGUGAAGGUCCUGAAGUUGAAGAGCGCGUUCUGCGACCUGCGAUGGGCAAAGUUAUUGACUACGGUGUUCCCGAGAAGGAUCGUAUUCGAUUCACUGACGAGGAUCACAAAGAAAAGGCAAAGAAAGAUGCCCGCUGGGAACUCAAGGCCGAAUUCCCAUUCUCUAGUGAACUCAAGCGCAUGACUACCAUCUACAUCGACAAGCAAGAUCCCGACAACGGCUACAUCUUUAUCAAGGGUGCUGCUGAACGCAUCUUGGACACUUCUCUUGCUUACCUGCCCAGACCGGAGGAAGACCCUACUCUGACGGCCCCUCUCACCCCUGAAGUCCGCGACGGUUUCAUGGCCAAGUACGAGGAACUCGCUGCCCAGGGUCUCCGUGUCAUUGGUCUCGCACACCGUGUCAUUCCCAUCGCUCAGAUUGAAGGCAUCAGCCGCGAAGACGCGGAGAAGGACUUCACUUUCCUUGCUCUUGCCGGUAUCUCUGAUCCCCCUCGUCCUGAGACAUUGGGUGCCGUACGGGCUUGUAAGCGUGCUGGUAUCGUCGUUCACAUGCUUACUGGGGACCAUAUCACCACUGCUCGCGCUAUCGCCCAGGCCGUCGAGAUUAUUGGACCUGAUGCUCCUGCCAGCGCUGUCAUGACUGCCACCGAAUUCGACAGGUUGACCGACAAGGAAAUUGAUGCCCUCCCCGAACUGCCACUUGUUAUUGCUCGAUGCGCCCCCGAGACCAAAGUCAGGAUGAUUCACGCCGGGAAGCGACGUGGAAAGCACAUGUCCAUGUCCGGUGAUGGUGUCAACGAUUCCCCUGCCCUUAAACUUGCUCCAGUCGGUAUCGCCAUGGGUAUGGCUGGAUCUGACGUGGCCAAGGAUGCUGCCGAUUUGGUCUUGACCGAUGAUAACUUCGACUCUAUCCGCGUUGCUGUGUCUGAAGGCCGUCGGCUAUUCACCAACAUCCAGCGAUUCAUCCUCCAUCUGUUGACCACCAACGUUGCCGAAGUCGUCCUUCUGAUCAUCGGUCUUUGCUUCCAGGAUAAAGAUGGCGAAAGCGUCUUCCCUCUGUCCCCCAUCGGUGUCCUUUGGGUCAACUUGUUGACUUCCUCUCCUCCCGCCUUCGGUCUUGGAGUUGAGAAGGCUCCUCUCGAUUUGAUGUUACGACCCCCGCAUUCUAUCAAGGAUGGUGUAUUCUCGUGGCCAGUCAUCAUCGACUGUUUGUCCUAUGGCAUUGUCAUGGGGGUUACCUGCCUCGUCAACUUCGUUAUCGUUAUCUACGGCAAAUAUGACAGCAACCUUGGCGACGACUGCAACCAUUCAGCCGGUGAAAUUUGUAAUGCUGUCUUUAGGGCUCGAUCCACGGUUUUCGCAACCCUCAUCUUCCAAAUCCUUCUCUACGGCUGGGAGCUCAAGUCAUUCGAUCGAUCCAUGUUCGCAUUGACUCCUGGUCGCCCAUUCUACGUUGACCUUUGGGCCAAUCAAAUGCUCUUCUGGUCCGUAAUUGCUGGAAUGAUCAGCGUUGUCAUUCCCAUCUACGUCCCGGGCUUCAACAACCGCGUAUUCUAUCAAACCGCCAUCGGAUGGGAGUGGGGUCUUGUCGUCGGCAUGACCGUCGUUUUCAUUGCAUGGUGCGAAGUAUGGAAAAUGAUGCGCAAACCUUUGUACCGCCGCUGGGAACCCCAGCCGGUCAACUACAUCAACUUUGGGCAAGAGACGAACGGCUCGGAUGACAAUUCUGAGAAGGUUCGUGGCGAGAAGGCGAGCGCGUAAUACGGGGGAGGAUAGUACGCGUGAACGAACGACUGUCGAAAGUCGUUGCGGUUCGACGUCGUGCGACAAUUAGGAUGCGGACCCAGACGUGGCCCGGGAACGAUAGGUCAAGGACAGCAUGUUAUCUGCCCUCCCGAUUGCGUGGUUGUCGCCGCGGUUGUUCUACGAGGUGAACUGGUCGAUUUGGCUGCUUAUUAACCAGCCUUGCAAUUCAUUACAUUCUGUCCUGACACAUCCACCAUUUACGGUUCACCUACCAUCUCGUGUAUCUAGUACUUUUCUUUUUUCUUUUUUUUC